GCCCCCACAACCAAACAUUGACUGCUCAGAUCCGCAAACUAGCAGCUUGUUGAGAAUCUCAUCGCUUUAAAACUACCGCCUCCUGUUAAUUUACACCCUAAAUCAUUUGGAUAAACCUGUCCUUGACAAAAAUUCAGCAGCCGAUUACUUUCACUGUCGGCCAGUAGAGUGAAUGGGAGCGCUUAGGUGACAUCACGGAUCGACGGGCGUGCAAUCUGAUUUCUGAAGGGAAAAAGCUGAAACGCUUCCGCCUUGUGAAUAGAAAAAGAAGGACGGGGGGCACCCGCGCUGUUUUUCCUUGCGAAGAUGGCGGCCCCUGUUCUAGCCAGCCGGACAGGAUCCGUCAACAGCGUCGGGAACAGCCCGACUGCAACGCCCAAUAACCCGAAUAACAAUAACAAAAUCAUUCCCAGCUACCCCGAGCUCGAUUUCAGAUCAGGCGCGAGGAUUGAGGAAUUGAACAAGCUGAUCCAGGAAUUCAGCAAACACGAUCAACGCGAAUAUGACGACCAGAGAGCCUUGGAAAUCCACACCGCUAAGGACUUCAUCUUCUCUAUGCUUGGAUUGGUUCAGAAACUGGACCAGAAACUGCCAGUGGCGAAUGAGUACCUCCUGUUGUCGGGUGGGGUGCGGGAGGGUGUGGUGGACAUGGACCUGGACGAGCUCAAUGUCUAUGCCAGGGGGACGGACUUCGACCUGGACUUCACGCUGCUGGUGCCCGCGCUCAAGCUGCACGACCGCAACCAGCCGGUCACGCUGGACAUGCGGCACUCCGCCCUCUGCCACUCCUGGCUCAGCCUGCGCCUCUUCGACGAGGGCACCAUCAACAAGUGGAAGGACUGCUGCACCAUCGUCGACCACAUCAACGGCACCACCAACUACUUCUUCUCGCCGACGCUGGUGGCGGACUGGUUCUACGAGUCCAUCAGCGUGGUGCUGCUGGAGGUGCAGAAGAAGCCGCAGCGCGGCAUGCCCAAGGUGGAGAAGGUGGAGAAGAACGGCACCAUCAUCUCCGUCAUCCUCGGGGUGGGCAGCAGCCGCAUGCUCUACGACAUCGUGCCCGUGGUCUCCUUCAAGGGCUGGCCGGCCGUGGCGCAGAGCUGGCUGAUGGAGAACCACUUCUGGGACGGCAAGAUCACAGAGGAGGAGGUGAUCAGCGGCUUCUACCUGCUGCCGGCCUGUUCCUGCACGGGCAGGAAGGAGAACGAGUGGCGCCUGUCGUUCGCCCGCAGCGAGGUGCAGCUGAAGAAGUGCAUCUCCAGCAGCCUGAUGCAGGCCUACCAGGCCUGCAAGGCCCUCAUCAUCAAACUGCUGUCCAGGCCCAAAGCCAUCAGCCCCUACCACCUGCGCAGCAUGAUGCUCUGGGCCUGCGACAGGCUCCCGGCCAACUACCUGGCCCAGGAUGACUUCUCCGCCCACUUCCUGCUGGGCCUCAUCGACGACCUGCAGCACUGCCUGGUCAACAAGAUGUGCCCCAACUACUUCAUCCCGCAGUGCAACAUGCUGGAGCACCUGUCGGACGAGACGGUCAUGCUGCACGCGCGCAAGCUCUCCUCGGUGCGCUCCGACCCGGCGGAGCACCUGCGCACCGCCAUCGAGCAUGCCAAGGCCGCCAACCGGCUGACCCUGGACCUGCAGCGGCGCGGCAGCUCGGCCAGCCUGCCCUCGCCGCAGUCCGACUCCGGCGACCACCAGCCUGAUGACCGGCUGGCCAAGAAGCUGCAGCAGCUGGUGACGGAGAACCCGGGGAAGUCCAUCUCUGUGUUCAUCAACCCCGAUGACGUCACUCGGCCGCACUUCCGCAUCGACGACAAGUUCUUCUGAGCCGCGGGCGUCCUCUCCGCUUCGUCUGCCCUGGUGACGCGGUUUCCCCCGGUGAUGGUUUCCUCAGUGGUGGUUCCCCUGGUGACGUUUGCUGUAGAGCUUUGUGAAGUGAGUUGUCCUGUGGUGCCAUUCCAUUUCACUCUCUCCCCCAACAGACCCGCACCCCCCCCACCUACC
This is a messenger RNA of Megalops cyprinoides (Indo-Pacific tarpon), 2001 nucleotides long. RefSeq names its product Mab-21 domain containing 2 (gene mb21d2). Lineage: Eukaryota; Metazoa; Chordata; Actinopteri; Elopiformes; Megalopidae. The record is from RefSeq and is a predicted model, not a curated record. The coding region runs from base 307 to 1824 and encodes 505 amino acids. The transcript is spliced from 2 exons.